Molecule: messenger RNA, 1747 nt
Organism: Chanos chanos (milkfish)
Lineage: Eukaryota; Metazoa; Chordata; Actinopteri; Gonorynchiformes; Chanidae
Gene: mettl16
Product: methyltransferase 16, N6-methyladenosine
Exons: 9
Coding region: 1-1641 (546 amino acids)
Biological process (GO): rRNA base methylation
Cellular component (GO): nucleus
Molecular function (GO): 23S rRNA (adenine(1618)-N(6))-methyltransferase activity
Source: RefSeq, a predicted model, not a curated record
AUGGCUUUAAAUAAAUCCAUGCAUCCUCGGAACCGUUAUAAAGACAAACCUCCAGACUUUGCCUAUUUGGCUUCCAAAUAUCCAGAGUUUCAGCAGCAUGUGCAGACCAGCUUGACCGGUCGGGCGAUGCUGAACUUUAAGGAUCCUGAGGCGGUGCGGGCUCUCACCUGUACGCUGCUGAAGGAGGACUUUGGCCUGACCAUCGAGAUCCCGCUGGAACGCCUCAUACCCACCGUACCGCUCCGACUCAACUACAUCCACUGGGUGGAGGACCUGAUCGGAGGCCAGGGCAACCCACGGCUGGGCAUCGACAUCGGCACCGGGGCCUCUUGCAUCUACCCCCUGCUGGGAGCGUCCAUGAAUGGCUGGCGCUUCCUGGCCACAGAGGUGGAUGACAUCUGCUUUAAUUAUGCCAAGAAGAACGUGGAGCAGAACCACCUAGCCGAUCUCAUUAAAGUGGUGAAGGUGCCACAGAAGACCUUGCUCAUGGAUGCACUGAAGGAGGAAUCAGGCAUCGUCUAUGAUUUCUGUAUGUGUAACCCGCCUUUCUUUGCAAACCAGUUGGAGGCUCAGGGGGUUAACUCGAGGAAUUCUCGGAGGCCUCCCCCCAGCUCUGUUAACACAGGAGGUGUGACUGAGAUCAUGGCGGAGGGGGGAGAGCUGGAGUUUGUGAAGAGGAUCAUCCAUGACAGUCUACAGCUCAAGAAAAGACUUAGGUGGUACAGUUGCAUGCUGGGAAAGAAGUGUAGCUUAGCACCUUUGAAGGAGGAACUGAGAAAACAAGGGGUACCUAAAGUGACACACACCGAGUUCUGCCAAGGCCGGACCAUGCGCUGGGCUCUGGCCUGGAGUUUCUAUGAUGACGUGACUGUCCCAUCACCUCCGUGUAAAAAGCGUAAGCUGGAGAAGGCACGGAAACCCCUCACUUUCACUGUUCUGCAGCCCACGGUGACAGAGGUGCAGAGCAAGGCAGCCAGCACGCUCUGUUCCCACGGCAGCAGCAGUGUGGAGGUCAUCACAGCCUGGCUAGAAAAGACCCUGACAGACCUGAGGGUGCUCCACAAGCGGGUGCCAUGUGGGGAGGAAGAGCUGAGCCUCUUCCUAACAGCCGUGGAGAACACCUGGAUCCACGUGCGACAAAAACGGCGGGAACAGAACCGACAGUUACGGGAGCUUCCCCGAGCCCCACCCGCACCCGAACAAGAUCCCGGAUCGUCCGAACAAGCGCAGAACAACCCCAAAACCGAUCAGCCCUCAGCGGAAAACCUAGAAGCACAGGCAGAUACAGAACCAGCAGCACUGGGCUCCGACCAGGCCCCAGAGGACAUCUCUGAUCCUAACAGGAACAAUGGAAAGGAAGCAGAUCUCCAGGAUACUGACCUGCUGAGUCAGAGGGACGUGACCAUGGAGUCUCCAACCACAGAGGUGCCCCCAACACAGGACGCCACGCCCUCCACCAUGCCCGAGAGCCCCAGCACCACCCAGAGGUUCCUCUUCAAGUGUCUGGUGAACGUGAAGGCGGAGGAGAAGGAUGUGGUAGUGGAGAUGCACUGGGUGGAGGGACAGAACAAGGACUUGAUGAACCAGCUUUGCACCUACCUGAAGAAUACCCUCUUCCGACUGGCAUCCAAACCUGUGUGAACCUGGUACUGUACCUGGUUCCUGGUCCUGAUACUUUACUCAAAUCUGAAUUUUCUACUGUUUAUCUACAGUACAGUCUCUGUACUGCAAAAAACAAAAAUCAACA